This is a messenger RNA of Marmota flaviventris (yellow-bellied marmot), 5706 nucleotides long. The record is from RefSeq and is a predicted model, not a curated record. NCBI's taxonomy places the organism in Eukaryota, Metazoa, Chordata, Mammalia, Rodentia, Sciuridae.
AUGAGCAGCUCUCCAAGGGACACCCAGGGCCCAAAUCACCCGCAGUGCCUCCUGCCCUCUGUCACCCACGUCCCACCUGCCAAGAAGAUAACCUUCCUCAAGCGCGGGGAUGCGCGGUUCGCAGGAGUUCGCCUGGCCGUGCACCAGCGCAGCUUCAAGACCUUCAGUGCCCUGAUGGACGAGCUCUCCCAGCGCGUGCCUCUCUCCUUUGGGGUGCGCUCCGUCACCACACCCCGGGGCCUGCAUGGCCUCAGUGCCCUGGAGCAGCUACAAGAUGGGGGCUGCUACCUUUGCUCAGAUAGAAAGCCCCCCAAGACCCCCAGUGGGCCGGGCCAGCUGCGGGGGAGGAGCCCCUCUGCUCUUCAGUCCCAGGACUUGGAUGGCGGGCGGGAGGUGCCAGGAGCAUCCUCUUCCUGGAAAGGACCUAGAGCCCCAAGGAGGAUAACGCUGGUUAAGAACAGGGACCCCAGGUUCCAGGAGACGGUGGUUCUCAGCCACAGGAACACCAGGAGCCUGGUGGCCUUUCUCAGCAAAGCCUCGGAUCUCCUGCGCUUCCCCGUGAGGCAGAUAUACACCACCAGUGGGAAGAAGGUGGACUCCCUGCAGGCCCUGCUGCGCAGCCCCUCCACGCUGGUGUGUGCUGGGAACGAGGCCUUCAGACCUCCAGCUCUGGAAAGCGCCCAGAAAAACAAGACUGAGACUUUAUCUGGGAUGACUUCAAGGAACAAACACAGUUGCUGGGGGCCCAAGGCCAAGCAGAGCGUGAUCCAUUUGAGGUCCACGGCCAGCAGCAGACCGUCACAGUUCUCCUUGUCUGGUCUCAGAGACCCCUCAGCAUCCUUGCAUGGUGCCCCCGACAGGCACCCUCAGGACACGUCUGGCCCGCUGCUGGCUGGUGACAACGUGGAGAAGAAGGUCUGCAUGAACGAGGAUGGCAGCCUGUCUGUGGAGAUGAAGGUCCGCCUGCACCUCCUGGGCGAGGAGACGCUGCUGUGGUCCCACAGGGCGGGAAGGGCCAGCACCCUCACGGCAGCCAGCGGGGAGGGCCCCGUCCUGGGGGAGGGGAGCCCCCUCUGCUGCCGAUGGGGGGGCCACCCGUGGGGCUUCUCAAAGUCAGGGGCACAGAGACCGGGUCCCUGCGAGGCAGGACAUCAGGGAGCGUUUGAUGGAGGCCAGCAGCCACGGCCGAGCUUCGAGAUCUGGAGGAACCCCCUGUAUGUCCCCCAGGGUGAAGGGUCGGCUCCUUGGAGGAGGUCAGGGCCGGCCCAGCUCUCUCAGUGCAGGGGCCGCUGGAGUAGAGGGGCCAGGAACAGGGAAAGACAAAGCAGGGACAGCGUCAGCCCUUCCUCUAGUGCCGGACAUGCGGAAGGCUCCGAGCCAGACUCCUGCAGCCCCAGGACCCCCGAGGGUGACGUGGGCAGUGACAGCCCAUGUCCAGCCUCCACAGCUGCUUCCCAGUGUGGGGAUGAGAGGGAGGCUGGUGAGGGCUCCUGCCCAGGGGAAGCAGAGCUGGGUGGCCAAGGACAACAUGGCUGCUCGGGACCAGGGAUCCCAGGUGCAAAGGGAGCCCUUUCUGACUCCUUGGCCAGUACCGGGCCUCAUGAGGAGUCCAGCAAGUGGGAUGGCCAGCAUGAGGGCUGCCUGAGCCCAGUGAGGGUCAGGACUUCCCGGGAGAAGGGCUCCCAGGGCAGUAGCACUGAUGCUCCCACCAGGAGUCUCACACCUCUGAGCGACGGGGACUCGCAAGCAGAGCAGUGUGAACAGGGCACCACACACCAGCAGGCCACGGAGGGACCCGUGACGGGGCCACCGCUGGCUCUAGGCCGUUCCCACUCUUGGGAUGCAGAGGGAGGCUGUCCCUGGCUUCUCGCUCACGCCCCUGCCCAGCUGGGGAGGAGGAAGCGGCAGAGCCCGUCUAGCGCAGUGUCCUCACCUGGUACUGCCGGCGUGGUCCAGAGAGGCCGUGCCAGGCCGUGUCACCACUGCAGGGACACCCACUGCCUGCCAGACUCCCCCACAGCCUUACAGAUGCCCAGGGCUGGCCCAGGUGGUCCAGGGCCACCGCUUUCUCAGAACUCAUCCAGCACCAGAAAACAGGCCUCCAGGGACCUAGGACCAUCCGUCCCUGGCUCUCUGGAUUCCCAGGACCUACCAGAGGCCAGCAGUGCCAGCACCACACUCCUGAGUAACUCAGACUGUGCUGCAGAACUGGCGGGGGACACCGAGGGCAAGGUGUGCUCCCCAGAGCCCCUGCAAGGGGGUGGCAGUCUGGGGGACCAGGCAGAGGACACCCUAGAGCCCUCCUUGCCAUUGGCUCUGCCAGUUGGAUGUCCCGAGGGAGAAGAGCCAGGAGCCCACAAAAGCUGCUGCUGCCCACAGACUGGGUCCUCCCCUGUCCAGGGGAGCCCCAGUGAGCAAGCGAAGGCUGCCUGGGGGCCCUUCUCUGAAGCCUGCUGGGUGUGCAGUCGCUACUGCCCCACUCCUCCCAGGGGCCGGCCCUGCGCCAGGAAGCACCCAACAAGUAGCAGUAGCACCAGCAGUGACCACCAAAGGGCUGACGGGGGGCCAAGCAGGAGCAGGCUGGGGGAUGAAAAACUCCAGGUGGAGAGGGGGCUGUCCCCUGGCCCUGAGUCAGGGACCAUGGGGGCAAGAGUCAUGGUGGCAGGCAGGACCAGCCCUGGUUCUGGGCCCAAGAGUGUAUUGCUGGGGACCAGCUCUGGCAAUGGGGGUGGCCUUGAGGAGCCUCGGGAAGAUGGCACCAUGACGCCCAAUGAUCUGCCCCACUCCUCACCGGAUGCCAUGGUCCGCGAAUGGCUGGACAACAUCCCAGAAGAGCCCCUGCACAUGAGGCAUGAGAUGGUGGCCGAGGCCACAGGUGUGGUCAGCAACAUCCCAGAAGGCCCCCGGGAGGACCCUGAAGGGGAUCACUCUUUGAGCAGCACUGAGGAACAGGCUCAGGCUGGACGGCAGGCCCUGGAAGGGGGUACCCAUGAGCCAGACAGAACCCCUCCAGGAACCAGUGACGCGGGCUCCAAGCCAGGAGACGGUUCUCAUCAAGGUACAGCUCCGGGCCAGGCAUCCAAGGCUGUGUCGGAGGCUGGAGUGGGAGAAGGGGCUACUGUGGGCCAUGGCAUGAGCCCGUGUGUCCUUCCGGGCAGAGAUUCUGCCUCCAUGCAGAUCAUGAAGGCCCUGAUGGGCUCCAAGCACGGCCGACCCAGCAGCCUGCCAGAGGUGUCCAGUGCUGAGGCCAGGCGGCUCCGCCGCUUGGCAGGUGACCUCAUUGCCUGCCUCGCCCGGCUCCACUUCUUUGAUGAGGAUCUUGGGUCUCCUGCUGGCAAAGUGAGACCCACACACUCAGCGCGCUACCAGGAGCUGCUGAACAUCUCCCAGACCCUGUGGCCAGGGUGUGGCCUUGGACGAGGCAUGCUGGACUUGAGUCUUGGGGACCUCACUUCACUACAGGCCCCGCAGGUGACGGACAACUUCACGCCCACCUCUUCCUCGGGUGUGGACGUCAGCAGUGGCUCCGGAGGCUCCGGGGAGGGUAGCGUGCCUUGUGCCACGGAUGGUGCCCUGGUCCCCGAGAGGACGGAGCUGCCCCUGGAAAUCUCCCGGAGGCCUGAUUCCAGAACUUCGGGGCACCUGGAGGACCUGGGCACCCCGCAGCAAAGUGGUCUCCCAGCUUCUCCCAGCUCCCAGGUGUGCGCUUGUGCCACCAGCGGGGAAGAAGGAGGCGGCCUCGGGGAGCAGAUGCUGGGCGAUGGCCUGGAGCAAUCAGACAACAACCCCGAAGGGUUUGUUGGAAACACGCUGCAGGAAGCGGAGGCGCAAUCAGAAGAAACAGAAGAGACAGAAAGCCCCCCAGAAGAGGGCGUCGAGGAGGCGGGGCUCCUAGAAGAAGCCGGAGUCAGCGGGGAGGAGUCACCAGGUGGGGAAGGCACACUGGGAGACCCGGGGGUGCCGGAAGAGGAAGCAGGAGGAGACUCUGCUUCUGCAGGGCUGUGUCCCCCAGGAAGCGCAGAGGAAUCCGCAGAAUGCCCUCCUCGUCCUCUCAGUGAGAGGGACUCCAAUGCCAGUGAGCGUCAAACUGGCCCCACAUCAAAGUCCAGCUUGGAAGAGCUGUCCAGAGCAGAUGUGCUGGGCUGUGAGCAAGCCCCGGCCAGGUUCACCCCAGGGACUGGGGAGUCCAGUGCAUCUGCGGCCCACAGAGUGUUUCUGGAGCCUGACCCCACCUGGGUGUCCAAGUUGCUGAGGAAGAUAGAGAAGGCCUUCAUGAAGCACUUGGCUAUUGCCACUGCUGAGCUCCGCGCCCGCUGGGACUUGCAGGACAACCCUCUGCUGGACCAGAUGGUGGCCGAGCUAGAGCAGGACAUAGGCCUCCGGCUCCAAGAAAGCACUGACAAAGAGCUCCAGAAGAUAGAGAGCCGGACUGGGAGGAUGGCCCUGGGGCCACCCAGGGAGGUCCUCAGGGGACAAGCGUCCCUGCAAACAGAGCAGCGCCGGCGUCGCCUCCAGGGUCUGCACAACCUCUUGGCCUUUUCUGAGCAGACCUAUGCCCGGGCCCUCCACUCCUUCACCCUGGAGGACCGGCCCACCCUCCACGAAGCCCUAGGGGACCUGCCACGUGGGGAGACUGAGGAAGACGAGUUCUGUCCCUGUGAGGCCUGCAUUAGGAAGAAAGUGUCCCCUGUGCCUCCAAAGGACACCCCAGGGGCCUCCAGUGCACCUAUCAAAAAGGCCUUCGACCUACGGCAAAUUCUGCAAAAUCUUCAGAAGAAGAAAGAAGGGGGUACGGAUGGAGAGGCGGAGGAGAGGGCCCCCGAGGAGACAGGGACAGAGCUGCCUCGGGACAUCCCCGCAAGAGCCGGGUCUGUCCAGGGAGCUGAUGGGAGUCAGGACCUGGGACCCACGGUGGGCAAGGAGAGUGAGGGUGAGGGGAGCCAGCGGCGCAGCAGAGACGAAGACGCUGAGCUAGAGGAGGCCGAGGAGGCUGGUUACCAGGAGAAGGUGGGGGACGCAGAGGCCGGGAGAGCCCACAGCCGCCAUGGCAGCACUGCGGAGGAGGCUGAGCAGCCGGAGCAGGCUGUGACUGAGAAGGAAGGAGCCAUGUGUGAGCACUCUGGGGAGGGGGACACCUCGGAGGCUGCAGGAGGACCUGGUGACGGUGUCGAUGCCACAGAGGCCCAGGAAGCUGGAGGAGGCAGGCGGCUGGAGUCCGCGGGAGGAAGUCAAGGUGAGGAAGAAGGUGGCCCUCUAGCUAGCCCGGGACAGGGACAGAGAAGGGAGGCUUCUGAAAACAGCAUCACAGACCAAGAGGUGACCCCACCAUCACCUGCCCCAAGUGAGGACACCCCUCACCCGGGGCCAGACCCCCAAACCCAUGACUGCUCCUCCAGAACCUUCACCCUGGGCAACUGCUCCCUGGUCUCCCAGAAAGGCUCAGAGGAAGUUCAGGCAGGCGGAGACCCCGGGGACACUGGGGCCGAGUCAGAGCCACCUGCAGAGGAAAAAGUCACCUCCAUGUAUCCGGAGAGUUCCACUUCUGAGCAUGAGGAGCCCCCUUCAGACCCAGAGACUCUAGAGCAGGGGUCAGGCAGAGACUGUGGCGAAGGCAAUGAGGAGAAGGCCCCCCAAAGCUCCCCGAGUGCCCCCGCGGGGGCGGGGCCCGGGACAGAUGGCUUCCACCAAGAAGACCUGGACUUCUAG